GGACGAGAGACUGUCAAUCAGAGACCGACAGAGAGAGAUAGAGUGUGGACUCUGCACCACUGUGUGUAGCAAUUUGACCACAGAGGACGAUUUACUGGACAUACCUUAUAAACUGUGUGAGUGUGUGUGAGUGUGUGUGUGUGUGUGUGUGUGUGUGUGUGUGUGUGGAGAAUGAUGGAGGCAUCAGACGUUCACGAGGAAGUGAAGGAGAAGAAGAAGAUCCACUUCGCCGUUCCCUCUACAGCCCCGACCCAGCUUGACCCCCGCCAGGUGGAGAUGAUCCGCAGACGGAGGCCGACGCCCGCCACACUGUUUAGAGUAGCUGACCAGCCGUGUGCAGAGGACGACUACAGCACAGGGCAGUGGGUCGUGGGUGAGAACGGAGUCCUGAGACCAAAACAUCUCAAUCCCAACGUCUACCAGCCUCCUUCACUGAAAGCUGUACAGCAGAUGGCUGAGGCUCACAUGCAGAAGUUGGGUGUGUAUCCUCACAUGGAGGAGGACAGAGAGGAUGAAGAGCGAGAAUUAAGGUGUACUACUGAUUCACAGACGGAGACGAGCUCCAGAGACGAGACGAGUAAAGCACCAAGUAGUGACAGGACUGAGGAGGAAGAGGAGGAAGAGGAAGAAGAGGAAGAAGAGGAAGUAAAACAAAAGGAAAAAGAAGAUGAAAGGGCAGAUGAUGAGAAAGAAACAGUGACGGAUGAAUAAAAAAAUCAAAAG
Tachysurus fulvidraco (yellow catfish) is the source of this 723-nucleotide messenger RNA. RefSeq names its product protein phosphatase 1, regulatory (inhibitor) subunit 1B (gene ppp1r1b). Gene Ontology annotation, molecular function: protein phosphatase inhibitor activity. The transcript has 5 exons. Lineage: Eukaryota; Metazoa; Chordata; Actinopteri; Siluriformes; Bagridae. Gene Ontology annotation, biological process: intracellular signal transduction. Bases 172 to 711 code for a protein of 179 amino acids. Gene Ontology annotation, cellular component: cytoplasm. The record is from RefSeq and is a predicted model, not a curated record.